Molecule: messenger RNA, 2414 nt
Organism: Paramecium octaurelia
Lineage: Eukaryota; Ciliophora; Oligohymenophorea; Peniculida; Parameciidae
Source: the annotation of a GenBank genome assembly
AUGAGAAAAUAAUUAUAGGUCCUGAAGGAACUUCAAGGAGGUAAUAUACAAACAAUCUCUAGAUUUAAGCCUUAUUGAAACACCAAAUUAUGGAAAGCUUAUAUCAUGCAUCGACAAAAUACUAAAGAGCAACACAACCGAUGGAGAGCUAUACUAUUAGAAAGGUAAUUCCUCUUAUACGAUUAUUGAAGGGGUGAUAUACUUUUAAAAUGACGAUUAUCAAUAGGCGAUUGAGUAUUUCAGAAAAGCAUUAGAUUGCGAUGCUAAAAACAACACUAUAAUUUAAAAUUUGGGUACUUCACUUGAUAAGCAUUAUAGGAAUCUCAUAUAAAGCUGUUGGCAAUUUUUAAGCAGCAUUAGAAUGGUUUAACAAGAGUUUGGAGAUUCAGCCCAGAAAUACCUAGGUAGCCAUCCUUAAGGGUAAGAAGUAUAGGGCUAUUUAGGUGAUACUCUCAGGCUAAUGAAACGAUUUACUGAGGCUGAAACUAUUUUUGAGGAGCUCCAUAAAAAGGACAGAGAUAAUGUGAAUGUUAUUUAAGGAUUAAUCGAGUUAAAGUUAGAUUAAGAUUUAAAAAGCGAGGCUAUAUAGUAUAUUCAAUAAAUAGAAUCCUUAAAAGCGAUUGAAGUGGAUCCACUUUUAUUAAUUGGUAAAAUAUAAUGAAAUCAUAGUGUAACGACUUGUAUAGUCAAAGUUGGAUUAAUAGGCUUUGAAAAUCUUGAGCAAGAUACUCGCACAUGAUAACAAGAACACAGAUGCUUUGUAUAGUUAAGGAAUCAUCUUAUACAACGGAGAUCAAUUUACAGAGGCUUUGAAAUCUUUUGAAAAGUUUAUUGAAUUGGAUCCUUAACAUACUUCUGCAAUGCUCUACUUGGCUUUGUCUUUUGGGUAGCUGAACAGAUAUCAAGAUGCAAUCUAAAUAUUUGGUAAAUUGUUGUAGAUAAAUCCAAAAGAUGCAGCAAUUUGGAAUAAUAAGGGUAUUGCAUGUAGAGAAUUGAAACAGUAUCAACAAGCUUUGGUAUGUUUUGAUAAGGCUUUGGAGAUUAAUCCGACGAACCCACUUUAUAAAAUCAAUAAAGCCUUAAUAAUGAUAGAGAUUAAUAAACCUGAAGGCUUGAAACUACUUUAGAAAGCCAAGGAUUCUUUUAAUUCCGACAUACAAUUAUUAAACAACUAAGUGUUUACAUCUGUAAAUAUCUAGUACAUGCAAGACUAAUUCUAAUUGUUGGAAUAAAAUGGGGAAGAAUAUGAUUUAUUAAAUUAAGUUGAAAAUCUUGAAAAUAUUGAAAACAUUGAGACAAAAGAUCUAGAGGGAAAGAAACUGAUUAUUAAUACAAAUGAUUUGGACGCAAAAGAAUAUGAGAGAAGGAGUGAGAGAAAGAAAAUUCAAAGAUCAGAACAAAAUUAAGUAGUAAGAAUUCCUACUGAAGAAGUCUAAAGCGAGAUUUUAAAUUAAUAAGAAUAAAAGAAAGACCUCAAUGUCAGUUUUAUUCAGUAGAGUUGUUUGAUCCAAGGAAGCAAUAGUGAUUUAAUGUAAAUUGAAAAUACUCUAAUUGGAGGAUAAUAGGGAAGUAUAAAAAAAAGGAAUACUAAGUUUAAAAUUGAAUAGCUAGAAAACAUGUAUCAAUUAUUGAGAUAAAAGAUAAAUACUAUUGAAUAAUAGAUAUAAUUAGUUGGAUUGGAUAAAAGAGCUGCUAUCUAUAAGUAACUACAGGAAUUUUAAAAAAGUGCAGAAGGAUUGAAUUAAUUAGCUUAUUAUAAAGCAUUUUUCUGGACUCUGUUUAAUUAUAUUCAAUCUUAUGCAAAUUAAAGUACUGGACUCUUUCAACAUAACACUAAUCAAACAAUCGAGACUCCAGCAGAGAAAACUGUAGAUAAUUUAGAAGCAGGCUUAGCCAUUGGAGUCAAGAUAUCAGCCUCAGUUCCAUUAAUAAAUACUGUUUUGUCGACAGUUCAUUCUGCCGUUCACACUCUUUUUCAAAUCCAUAAAGACAAUAAACAUUAAGACAGAAUAGAGGCGAUUAACGAGAUAGUCUCAAAAAAAGUGAUUGGAUUAAGUGAUUUAGAAUUAUAAAUAUCGAGUGCAGCGCUCGAUCUCUCUAUAAAAAAGUUAGAUAUAAUAAAGGAUUUAGAAACAGUAGAAAGGAAAAAAUCGAAAACUUUAACUUAAGAAAUGGAGAAAAUUAUAAGGAGAAUGAUGGAGUCCAAAUCGUCUCUUUAUUAAGGUGGGGCUAGUUAAAUAGGAUUGGAAGAUGCUUUAAAUUGUCUUGGCUACUAUUAUUAAAAUGGAUUAAUUGAUGAAGAUCAGGAACUCUCUUAAUAGAUUGUAUUGAUAAUUAUAGAAAAGCGAUACUUUAUCAAAACUCCUAUUGUAGAAUCAAGAGAGUGCUUUUCUUGCAGUUGUUAAAUACAAUGA